AUGGCAGUUAUUCAAAAACAUGGCAAGAUUUAUGGUCCAGAUUUGCUCUGUCACAAGGAGAACCAUUCGGUCGAAAAGAUCGGAGUCCCUGGAUGUCACAAGAAGUGGACAGAACACAACAAUAACUGGCCAAGGUCAGUUGCGAGAGUGUGGACAGUGGUGCUCCUGCUUGGUACGUGCCUCCUCUACUGUGCCCGGGUUGCAACGCCCAUCUGUGCAGUCAGCAUGGCGGAGAAGUUCAAAUGGAGCAAACGGGAGUCUGGCAUGGUCCUGGGCAGCUUCUUCUGGGGUUACUGCUUCACACAAGUUUUUGGAGGAUAUGUCAGUGACAGGGUGGGUGGAGAAAAAGUCCUCCUACUCUCUGUUGCUGCAUGGGGCUCCAUUACUGCCUUCACUCCCAUCUUGGCUCAUUUCUGCUCCCAGCCGAUCUUUUCCAUGACACUCUCACGCUUUCUCAUGGGCCUUUUACAAGGUGUUCAUUACCCUGCUUUGGCAAGCCUGUGCUCUCAAAAGGUGGUGGAGAGUGAGCGAGGCUUCCUUAUGAGCACUGUGAGCAGCGGCUCCUACCUGGGCACCCUUAUGAUUGGUGGGGCUGGUUCCCUCAUGCUGGAACUCUAUGGCUGGGAGAGCGUCUUCUAUGUUUCUGGUAUGCUGGCAGUAAUUUGGGCCUAUUGCAUGUGGAAAUACUUACUCAGAGGCGAAGGACCUAUUAUCACUCUGGAAUCCCUGGGUAGAGGUGGUCCACAGUCCAAACUGACCAAAAGGCAUUGGUUACGGCUCUUCAAACAACCUGCAGUCUGUGCUGUGAUCAUUACGCACCUUUGCGCAGUGAGCACCUUCUUCACAUUGUUGUCAUGGCUGCCAACCUUUUUUAAAGACAUGUUCCCUGAUGCCAAGGGUUGGGUGUUCAAUGUCAUUCCUUGGUUGGUGGCCAUCCCUUCGUCGGUCUUGAGUGGCUACCUCUCCGACCACCUCAUCAGUCAAGGCUUCGAAAUAGUCUCAGUGAGGAAGUUAAUGCAGUUUUUCUCCAUGGGGGUUUCCAGUGUGUUCACCCUGCUUCUGUGUGGAAACACCACAUUUUCCUGGGCUGUAGCAUACGUGUCUGCCACAAUGGGCCUCACCACCUUCUCUCACAGCGGUGUAUCAGUAAAUGUUCAAGAUCUUGCUCCAUCAUGUGCAGGGGCCUUAUUUGGUGUUAUGAACACAUGCGGCUCAUUCUCAGGGGUCCUUUUGGUGUAUUUCUCAGGGUAUCUCAUUGAGUCCACAGGCUCAUGGACAUCCAUGUUUGGCCUCAUCACUGGUGUAAACCUACUGGGGCUGUUCAUCUUUUUGGCCUUUGCUGAGGCCCGCCGUGUCGACAUCGAGCCCAACAAGAUACGCCAUCACAACAUACACAUCUGA
Nerophis lumbriciformis (worm pipefish) is the source of this 1401-nucleotide messenger RNA. The record is from RefSeq and is a predicted model, not a curated record. NCBI's taxonomy places the organism in Eukaryota, Metazoa, Chordata, Actinopteri, Syngnathiformes, Syngnathidae.